Ixodes scapularis (black-legged tick) is the source of this 1236-nucleotide messenger RNA. Its product is annotated as gamma-interferon-inducible lysosomal thiol reductase-like. The coding region runs from base 103 to 816 and encodes 237 amino acids. NCBI's taxonomy places the organism in Eukaryota, Metazoa, Arthropoda, Arachnida, Ixodida, Ixodidae. The transcript has a single exon. Gene Ontology annotation, molecular function: oxidoreductase activity, acting on a sulfur group of donors, disulfide as acceptor. The record is from RefSeq and is a predicted model, not a curated record.
UGCGAUCAAGGAAGUUACGGCGGCUCGCCAAUCUGCCGCUGCUGUAGUCAUCGUUUUCGGUUUCGGACAUUAGCUCGCUGGACAAAGGGUUUUCGAGGAAACAUGACACCGAAGCUGCGCACCUACGCGUUCAUUGGUCUGUGCUUAACUCUGACUACCUUCUUGCUCAACUAUUCGGAGUGUGUGAACGACGGCGCCGUCGAUGUGAGCGCUACAACCUGCGAAGACCACAUCGUCCGUCCCAAGGUGAACGUCACGCUCUUUUACGAGUCACUGUGUCCCUACAGUAAGGCCUUCAUCACGACGCAGUUGUAUCCUACGUACACCAAACUGCAGGAAUAUUUGAGUGUCACAGUUGUGCCUUUCGGAAAUGGUAAUAUCAAUGAAAAGACCUUACGGAGUAAACAGACUUACUACUCGGUCACCUGCCAGCACGGACAAAACGAAUGCAAGGGCAACACAAUCCAGGCCUGCGCCGUUAAGUACUGCCACACGACUCAAGCGUGGUUGUCCCUGAUUGCGUGCAUGUCAGUGUUCUACGACCCUUACAACCAAGGCAAGAAUUGCGCUGACAAGCUUAACUUGACGUUGGAGUGGUCGCUUGUGACUGACUGCGUCACGAAGGAAGGCGAACAGAUAUUGCUGGAGAUGGGCAGGCGAACUCAGAAACAAAUUCCUCAUGUGACCCAUGUGCCGUAUGUAGUCAUUGGUGGCGUCUACAAUAGACUGUCCGAAACUCAAGCUGUGAAGAACCUCUUCCAACUCGCUUGCAACAUGCUCGGCGAACACAAACCUCCCAUAUGCAAGGCCGAAUGAUGCAGUUAGCCGCUGUGGAAAUUGUUGCUGCUGUAGAAGUAAUUUAUUUGGCUGAAAACAGAGAAUGUUGGCUAAUAUAAAAGUGUGAGAUACUCACUAGCUGUGUAUUUGUCGUCCGUUGUUUAUUUGGGAUAUCUGUAAAAAUUUAUAGUUUUUUUUAAAUAUUUUGUUUGUUUUUAAUUAUGUAUGUUUGGUAACUUACUUGGGCUUGGUUGAGCCUUUAACAUUUCACUUGCUAUGAUGGAAAAUUCAGUAAUUGUUUUCGGUGUUGCAUGAAAUAUAGACGGACUCAUUCGCCAAUUUUAUGUGGUUAUUAAUUCUAUUAUUUUUGUUUUAAACAUUGUUGUUGGAAUUCGGUUAGAAAGAAAUGCAGGGUGAAUAAACAUUUACGUUGGACACAUUUGGUGCUCCAAUUUACCA